Anopheles funestus (African malaria mosquito) is the source of this 12531-nucleotide messenger RNA. RefSeq names its product acetylcholinesterase. The record is from RefSeq and is a predicted model, not a curated record. The coding region runs from base 2074 to 4281 and encodes 735 amino acids. Gene Ontology annotation, cellular component: plasma membrane. Gene Ontology annotation, molecular function: acetylcholinesterase activity. The transcript is spliced from 9 exons. Gene Ontology annotation, biological process: acetylcholine catabolic process; choline metabolic process. Lineage: Eukaryota; Metazoa; Arthropoda; Insecta; Diptera; Culicidae.
CUCUAACCGUGCCAGCAUCCAAAACUUUUACUAUCUAUUGCGGAAUGUGACCCAUGUUCGCAAUGACGUCAUUGCUUUUGUCAUAUGACGUCAUUGUUCACGUGUUUUUUUUUGCUCUUUCGUUGGCUUCCCGAGCCGUUCAAAGCGGACAGAUUGAUAUAAACAUAAAUGUGAAAUCGGAAGAAUCUUACUGCUUGGGUACUGGUGGAUAUGCUCUGCAAGCAAACGGAGAUGAAGCGCGCUUCUCUACUAACACUCACAUAUAAGAGCGGAAAAGAGAGUGGCCCUUUUAUGGACAGCAUAGCAAGCAUCCUGCGUCAAUUUCUCCUCCGAUAGACACACAGCAAAAUGUGAGGAUAAUUCACACUCUCCGCAUUGUAUAAACACUGGACACUGUGCUAUUGUUUCUCAUUAUUGAGUCGAAUUGUUAUUACAACUUAUUCAAUUCAUAAUUAAAACCCCUUUGUAUUUUUAGAAGGAAAAUUUCGAUACCACGGACUGUGCACGAUAUUUUAUUUUAAAAAAUAAUGUAAACUUUUAGUGUAAAAUAAAUUGAAAGUGCUUCAGUGACUCCUAAUGAAUAACCUAAAGGUUGUCCCACCAAAGGUAUUGAUACGUAGAUUGGGUUUAUCAGUAACAAAACUGCAGUAUGAUAAGUAAGCUUUGGUAUCCCCACUGGAGUAUGAUAUCGACCUGAAACAAUACCUUAGGUCUUUCAAAUUUUGGCACAUCUACUACUCUUUAUUCAACUCUGACAACCAAUGCGGCGAUACAUUAAUAAACUUAACAUCCUAUUAUGAUUUCCAACAAUUACUUAGAAGUAAACCGGCAUAAAUAUUUCGUUAACUCGAGUAAUUGAGCAAUAAAUAUGGUAUAAUAAACAUAACUUAGUGUAUAAGGGUAAUUGUAGUCACCUAGUAAGUAGAUGCAUUCCUGUACCGGUUCCAAAGAGCACCAGCGGCUAAUAGCAUUUACUCAACAACUUGAAGUAGCCUACAUGAGAGCAUACUUUACACCAAACAAUGGUGAGAAUAUAGUAACCGUUCAGUAUAUUUAGAAGGCUCAUUUGAUAUGUACCGUCGUGUAUGUGUCUGUGUCUAUAUAUGUGUGUCUGAGGGAGAGAGAGACAGAGAGAUAGAAAUGAGCAUGAGAAAUUCUGCAUCAACGUAUAUACGUAAACGCGAUGAAACGCAGCGCGGUGUGAGUAUGUGUAAAAUUUUAUUGUUUUCUUGCUUCAAGAUUACACACUUCUCUGACCGAGUAACAUCCGAAUACUAAACGCUGGCUAAAGAGAUCCAGUAUGAGAUUGAACUCGCUGUGAAGCGGUUGUGGUGCAUGCGAGUACUAAGUGUAACGCGGUGCUUUUGUGCUUGACUUCCAUCUGAGAUCUCGCUCUGACCGAUACCGAACCGACUGUUUCCGUGCCCUAGUGUGCAGGUAUCCGUGUGGCAGAAAACGUCCUUAACGAACCACUAGAGUGUGUGCCGCAGUCAAAAGUCAAAUCGUGUGAAAAAAAACUUUUGAUGCGUGAUUUUGGACAUCAGUGUAAACGGUGUAAAGCAUCAACACUUGGCGUAUAGCUAGUGCAACGAAACGAUUGCUUCCCGUGUCCUUUUCUUUGUGAGUGGAUUUGUGUGAUCCGUGUGCGUGUGUGUAACACAUCAUUAACCGUAUUGUGACAAAGUGUUCAACAGCAAACAUUAGCAGCUUGGCUACUGCAAGAAGUGAAAGUACACAAAACUUACAGUGCUGCGUACGAAGUUACUGAGCAUAAUUCUUACGCCGUACAGAAUUUUGAAGGUGCCGGAACAAAAAGUAAAAAAAAAAAUAAUAUAAAAAAUAACCUUCCGGAUAUAGCUGCACCCAUCAACGGUGCGUGUAGGUGAGUUUGGUGACGUGUAGUUUUGAGUAUUCAGAAGUUCGGGCAGAUUGUGUGUUUGUGUGUUAGCGAUUAGUGUUUUUGCUUGAAGCUGCAGAAAAAUUUACACGGCACCGUUCGAGUUGCAUUAGAUGAGCAACGCUAGUGGAUUGUUCUAGUGGAUUCAUAAUACUAAGCACUCUCCACCAAUACCGAUGGAGAUCCGAGGGCUGCUGAUGGGUAGACUACGGUUAGGGCGACGGAUGGUACCGUUGGGGCUGCUGUGUAUCACCACGCUACUUCUACUGUUGCCGCCUUCCGCGAUCGUGCAGGGACGGCAUCACGAACUCAACAAUGGGGCCGCCAUCGGUUCACAUCAGCUGUCCGGUGCCGGCGCAGGCCUUUCCUCCCAGUCCGCCCAGUCCGGAUCACUCGCGUCCGGUGUGAUAUCGUCCGCACCGGCUGCCGGCGUGUCCUCAUCCUCGUCGUUAGCAUCGUCGGGCGAGGAAGACGUGGCACGGAUUACGCUCAGUAAAGAUGCAGAUGCAUUUUUUACACCAUAUAUAGGUCACGGUGAGUCCGUACGAAUUAUAGAUCCCGAGUUGGGCACGCUCGAGCGCGAGCAUGUCCACAGUGGCGCAACACCGCGACGGCGCGGUCUGACGAGGCGUGAAUCAAACUCGGACGCUAACGAUAAUGAUCCGCUGGUAGUUAACACCGACAAGGGUCGUAUUCGCGGCAUCACCGUGGAAGCACCGAGCGGCAAAAAGGUAGAUGUGUGGCUUGGCAUUCCCUACGCACAGCCACCGGUUGGGCCGCUACGAUUCCGUCAUCCCCGACCGGCCGAAAAGUGGAAUGGUGUGCUUAAUGCCACCACACCGCCCAACAGCUGCGUACAGAUCGUGGACACCGUGUUCGGUGACUUUCCGGGUGCGACCAUGUGGAACCCGAACACACCACUGUCGGAGGACUGUCUGUACAUUAAUGUGGUAGCACCACGACCGCGACCGAAGAAUGCUGCCGUUAUGCUGUGGAUCUUUGGCGGUGGAUUUUACUCCGGUACCGCUACGCUCGAUGUGUACGAUCACCGUGCGCUCGCAUCGGAGGAGAACGUGAUCGUCGUCUCGCUACAGUACCGGGUAGCUAGUUUGGGUUUCCUGUUUCUCGGCACACCGGAAGCGCCGGGCAAUGCGGGACUGUUCGAUCAGAACCUUGCACUACGCUGGGUACGGGACAACAUUCACAGGUUCGGUGGUGAUCCGUCGCGUGUAACACUGUUCGGGGAGAGUGCCGGUGCGGUAUCCGUUUCGCUUCAUCUGCUGUCCGCACUUUCGCGUGAUCUGUUCCAGCGUGCCAUACUUCAGAGCGGUUCACCGACGGCACCAUGGGCGCUUGUAUCACGCGAAGAAGCUACUCUCAGAGCGCUACGACUUGCGGAAGCGGUCGGAUGUCCGCACGAACCAAGCAAACUAAGCGAUGCGGUCGAAUGUCUCCGUGGCAAAGAUCCGCACGUGCUGGUUAACAACGAAUGGGGCACGCUCGGUAUAUGCGAGUUCCCGUUCGUACCGGUCGUCGAUGGUGCAUUCCUGGAUGAAACGCCCCAACGUUCGCUGGCUAGUGGGCGCUUCAAAAAGACGGAAAUUCUCACCGGCAGCAAUACGGAGGAAGGUUACUACUUUAUCAUCUACUACCUAACGGAGCUGCUGCGCAAGGAGGAAGGCGUAACCGUGUCGCGGGAAGAGUUUCUUCAAGCGGUGCGCGAACUCAACCCGUACGUUAACGGUGCAGCCCGACAGGCGAUCGUGUUCGAGUACACGGACUGGACCGAGCCGGACAACCCGAACAGCAACCGUGACGCGCUCGACAAAAUGGUGGGCGACUAUCAUUUCACCUGCAACGUGAACGAGUUCGCCCAGCGGUACGCCGAGGAGGGCAACAAUGUAUACAUGUACCUGUACACGCACCGAAGCAAAGGCAACCCAUGGCCACGCUGGACGGGCGUUAUGCACGGUGAUGAGAUUAACUAUGUGUUCGGGGAACCGCUCAAUCCCAGCCUCGGCUACACCGAGGACGAGAAAGACUUUAGCCGGAAGAUCAUGCGAUACUGGUCAAACUUUGCCAAAACGGGCAAUCCAAACCCCAACACGGCUAGUAGCGAAUUUCCCGAAUGGCCGAAACAUACGGCCCACGGACGGCACUAUCUGGAGCUGGGCCUCAACACGUCCUUCGUCGGACGGGGUCCCCGGUUGAGGCAGUGUGCCUUCUGGAAGAAAUAUCUUCCCCAGCUAGUUGCAGCUACCUCUAACAUUGGAGGUGAACCACUACCAAGUGCACCGUGCGAAAGCAGCGCAUUUUUUUACCGACCUGAUCUGGUUGUGCUGCUAGUGUCACUGCUUACAGUUACGGUCAGAUUCAUACAAUAAUUACUACUCCACCCCCCAUCCAUGGCCUAGUUCGUUUAAGCUUUAAGAUAGUGAGGAACAAAUUUUUCCUAAAACCAUUUGCCCUUUAGAGAGCAGAGGCGACGAAGAUGCAGUAGGAAUACAUAAGAAAGAAAAAAUGCGAUGUUGAGAAAUGAAAUGAAAAGAAACCCCAUGUGGGGAAAGAAGGGGCAAAAGAAGUGCCACAAACCGAUGAACGGAACAGCAAACAGUUAAAAACAAGGGUAAAAACCAGAGUAGUAAAGCAACAGCAACUAAAACACACAACUUUCUUAUGGCAAUUAAAGAAACUAAUGAAGCAAAUAACAAAACAGACAAAAACCAACAAAAAAAGAAGCGAACCGAUCAAAUGGGUGGAUCACUUGUAUCCUUACGAACAUACCGGGGUGCAUCGGAAAAGCCAAUACACGCCAACCACAGUAAUACUUCUUUAUAUCUUUACACAUGAUGCACACACACACACACACACAGACACACGAUACAGCAGCGCCGUUUGUAGCAGGAUCUACUGACCGGGCCAGAUUUGGUACGGUGGCACACUAACACCAUGAACUAACACCGGAACAAUAAACAGAACAAUGUUAAACUUAAAUAUAUAUAGAUACAUAUAUACACACAUAUAUACGCAAAAAAAAAUACUAUUUCCUCAUAUUCUUACACAUUCCUUUUGUCCGUUGCUUACACUACUGAGGGUAUGAAUUUGUUCCGUAACGCUUAGUAACACGUUAUCAGGUCAGGCGGAAACGGUCGUUACCAGGCCAGCCGAGAGGAGGGCUAGCAGAAAGCACACAGCCAAAUUCCCACGUAUCUGUCGAUGAGCGAAGAUCAACCAGCUGUCCACCCAUCCUGUGACACAUCUUUCUUCACCUACUUCAAAACUUCUUUCCUUAGACCAACCAACAAACCAAAAACCAAAACAAAAUACUAUUUAAUGUUAGUAAAUAGUACGGCUACGUUGUACGGGAAUGGGUUUUAUUUUUGCUACCACAGGUCAGCAAAACCGAAAUGAAUUACAUUGCAAACCAUUCUAAAAAGAGAAGUGAAGGCCAUUUACAUAAAGCGCAAACAAAAUUUUCAAAAUAAGAACAAACAAAAACGCAAACAAACAAAUUUACAAAGAGCCUUGGAUUAUAUCUCAAGCCUAUUGGAGGAAACGUAAGAAAAACAAAAGACGAAGAUGUUUAAAGACAAAAAUCAAAACCACACAAAACUUAAUACACCUAGGCGUAAUACCUGCAAGAAAACCCACAAAUACUAUCAACAAUCAAUUAGAUGUAACUGAUGAAACUAGAAAAAAACCUUUAGUAACUAGCGAUGCGCAACUACAGCAAAAACAUGAAGAACAAAAAAGCAUUUUUCAAGCGAAGAAGAACAAAUUAGAUUACUAACAAAAAAGGAGAGGAAACGAAGCAAAUAUCUGCUGCUGGCGCGCAAGUUUCUACUUGCCCGUACUAUAUUGCAUAUGGAAAAAAGGGACGGGACGGUAUUAUUUUUUAACUAUAAUGCUCGUAAUAAACCGUUCGGUGGUCUGGUUUUGGUAAACAACAACAACAAAAGUUUAAUGUUUCCUUUUUAGCCAGACAGUAUGCAGUAUAAGGCCAGAAAUAUAAACCUCCUUGUCGUCAGACAGCAAGGAAACCAUGGCAGUCGUAUCCAAAUCGACAAAAGUGGCAUGGAAGUGUGUGACGGAAAGCAAAAAAAAGUAUGAGCUAAUGAUUCUGCAAAAUAAAUAAGCAAAAGAAAAAAACAGAAUGCCACAGUUUAAAGGGAAAGUAGAAAUGAAAUAUUAAAUUAUAAUGUUAAUUAGAUACCAAAAAACCUAGCGAAGCAGUAAAUAAAACCAAGAAAAGAGAAGGAAAGAGCGAGAGCGAGAAGAAGAGAAGAAGAGUUAAGAAAAUAAAAGAAUUAAAUUAAUGAAAAAAAAACCGAAAACAUAUCAUAUCUUGUAAUGCUGUUGCAAUCUAAUGAUAAAAGUCGACUAGUUUUAAGGUGCGCAAAAGGGAGGGAGGGUAGACGUACAUGGGACACAGAACGUUGUGUGGCGUUAACGUUCGGUCACAAAUUGCAUGGCUGGAGUAGUUCGAAAACUGAAGAACACAGUUCAACCAAAACCAACCACAAAAAAAUGGAAAGCUAAAGAAAAACAUCCCAGUGAGGUUAAGUUUUAAAAAUCGUACAAAACAUUUGCUGAAACAUUUUUCCAUUCGUAUUCCGUAACAAAAGAAAAAUCCAAAACAAAAAAAAACUGCGCAGUAAACAGUAAAAGUACGAUUAACAGGCUAACGAAGUAAGACAGCAUAGAGCACAAAACAAUUACGAAACAAACUCCAACACUAAACCUCAUUUUACACCUACACGGAGGGACUUCAAAAUUCCGAUUGCUGUUAACUGUUAUUAUUGCAAAAUCAAUUCCUUAAAGCCAACUGCAAACCAACUGCUAAUGGUGGGCCAAAUGGAAACGGAAAACAAAAACGUACACACAAACACGAUAAUCAAUCACACCAUGUAACACCACGUGCAAGUGCAAACAAAAAAAAACCCGAUAGGCGAAAGAGCGGAACACCCGGAUGGUGUGAAGUGUAGUGGAAAUAGUAGAAAAUAAAAUGGAAAAUGUGACACCUACAAAUGGAGAGAGAGAGAAAGAGCGUGGGAGUCAUCAACGGAGGCAACAAUCGUGCCCGAACGAGUGUCAAGCUAAUCAAACUAUUUCAAAUUCCGUGUGUGCUUUUUCGUUCGGCGCUUUGCGACAUUUAGAUGUACGAUUUUCUUUGCCAAUAUUGCACCACAUUUUCUGUCACGGACGGUUGUACAAUGGAUGAGAUGUGCCAGGCGCAAGGAAGCGAUAGGUGCGAUACUAGUGGCAAGGUUUAAAAGUACAUCCACGGCAACAUAAGACCCAAUCCCUCAGCCACUGCUAGCGGUGUUGCUUUUCUCAUUGCGUGUUGCUAUUGCAGGCCUGUAUAGCACGCCACAUUGAUGUGAAAAACAAUAAUAACGGCACCGUUAUCGCUGUUCAAUUAUGUAGUCUUAUAUAAAUAUAUACAUACAUACAGUAGUAUAUAUAUACAAACAUGUAAGCAUACUAUGGUUGGGCAAAUGUCGCGACGCUGUGAGCGAUCGAAGCAGCAAACCAAGCAGCAGCAACGCCACAAGCAACAAUUAUUGUAGAAAGUAACAGAACAAACAAAACAACAACUAAACAACAAAAAAAACAAAGAAACAAACGCUCUUAACGCGCAUUAUUGUGAUGAUUUCCUUGAAAGGUAACUGUUAGAAACAGUUGUUUCAACAAAACUAGACAUACAACAAGGUCGACAAGUAAAAAAAAGGUAUUUAAAAAAGGAAGAAAAAAUACCAUUGCACGUACGCAUUUUGCACAUGUACACAAAACCAAAAAAAAAACACACACUUUUCCCUCGUGCACAUCAUGAAGAUAUUGGGUGUUGGCCAUCGCAUGCCACAGCCACAGAGCCACCGGGGAAAACAAUGGUGUCUAUUCCUUUCGCACACAACGCUCAUCGUGAUCGUGAUCAUCUCUCUAGUUCAAGUCGUACGUCGAUGCAUCGCGUAGGUAUCGUGUCCUUCUCGCGUAAAUAAUCGUAGUCCCAACCCAAGUGAAACAAGGGCCACUCCCAGAUUUAUCCACUUCAUUUAAAAUCCCAGUUGGUAUGUUUUUUUGAGUGCGAGCAAACUUUCACUCAUGCACGCGUUUAGUUUUUUUCUCCGAAAUUAUAUUUUGUAUUACGCUUUCUGUAAAAUCGGUUGUAACAACCGCAUCCGAGCCUUCACGUUCAACACACUGAGCGGCUGAAGUGUUUUGUUGGAAGUUGUUAAAUAGUGUAAUGCCAAUAUUAAUGAUUUCGUUACCAUAAACAAAGAGAUUCAUAUUUCGACAAGCUAUUGAGUUUUGCGAAUUGCCACAAAACACUCGUUUCCGAUGCACGAUGGGUCACAUCCUCCCAGGCCAAUGAUUCACGUUGAAAAUGGACCAAUUUUCAAAUGAGAAAAAAAGUAUUAUAAAGAUAAACAUUAAUAGACAAGUACGUUAAAUGGGCAAAUAGUGCACACACCUGCUGAUCAAACAUGCAGCACACUAUACUAAUGCAAGCAAGUGUGAAAUAUAUAGCAAACAUACACAAAAUACUCCAGUAUGUGAGUCAAACAUAGAACAAACCGAAACCUUAAACUAAAACAAAAAAAGGACAUCCACGAAAUGCUUCAUGCCAGUGGGUUUAGACAGUAUAAGUGAGAUCGUAUGUGGUUCGAAUAAUGGUAAAGAUUGUUCCCAAAGUUAUGGAUAAAUCAUAUUCUUUCCGAUACUUUUAUAACUUCAUUGUGGUGUUUGGCGCUGAUCGUAAUGAUGAUGUGUUAAAACGAUCCUUGUGUAUUAACACCCUCCAUCCGGUGCGUACCAUUCGGAGUGAUUGAUGUGUUUGGAGUUUACUUACCUAAAACAAAAGAAAUCAGAUAGAAAUUUUAGCGUUUAAUAUAAAACGUGAAAGAAAACUUCAUGCAAAAACAUACCCAUGACAGACAAAACAGGGAGUUUGUAUUCUUCUUGUUGGACUACCGGUUCUUUCGUAUGUUACUACCAUUUCGCACUUUGCUGUUAGCAGCAAAACACGCGCACUACUGGUUUCACUCAUCAUGUAUGGAUUCAUGAUUCUUUCUAUGCACUUAUUACACUACAAUUGAUUCACUUCAAUGCGACCAUGCGCAAACAAUUCCCCGAGCAUACAUAGCUACAAACAGCUCAACUGCAUGAGGUGCGCGCCAUUUUGGAUGUUUGUAUACUUCUUGUAGGAGUACUGGUUCUUUCGGGUGUUGGUUGCUACCAGUUUUUAGCAUCAAAACACGCGCAAUACUAGUUUUACGCAUCGUUUAUCUGUUAAUUGUCCUUUAUAUGCACUUAUUUCACUGCAAUUGAUUCACUAUAAUGCGAUUAUUCGCAAAUAAAAGCCCGAGCAAACAUAACUACAAGCAACUCAGCUACAUGCGGUGCAUGUCAUUUUGACAAACGUCAUAUGUCAAACGUUUGUUUACUAAAUAAAAAAAAUUGUCAGUGUGAUCUGUUGUUUGCGUCCUGGGCUGGGAUCGUUUCGUAAAAUAUCUUUCCCUCUCAUGAAAAAGUGCAGUUUUCAAUUCAAGUUUAUGAAAUCUUCCUCGAACGCGAUAAAUCAUCCCUAAUACUGGCAGAAGUGUUUCGUCCGGACGAAGAAAAACAAAGCAACAUACACAACAACCGAACCAUCACGGAGCUGGUUCCGCUAUUCCGGGCAAAGUUAGGUGAAGGUCGACAAAUAUUGCGAAGAUGAGAGGUAAAAAGUAAUGUUCAUAAUACAUAUCAUUUAAGCUUAGAGUUUAUGACCGUUUUAUGAAAUGUAUAUUUUUUAUUAUCAAAACCCACAUUGGUGGCACUGUGUCAAGAUAUUGGAUGGUGACGAAGGAAAGUAAUUCUAACAGCAACUUCUGAACAGCACGCAAAAGUAGUAACUACUAUAAAUGGUAUAGUUGUAAGGAAUGUAGGAACGGUAGCAAAGCAAGGAUGAAUGCGCUGACAACACUAGUACAGCGCCAUUCAGCGCAUCAGCAAAGAAGGUUAUCCCACCUAACCUUCAGCCCCUAGCUUAGUGGUGUCCGUUAGUAAUACAUAUAGUGCAUUCCAAGUACCAUUUAUUUGAUGCAUUGUUUCGUCUGCUAGUUCGUACGUGAAUAAAUAGUGCAAGAAAAAAGUCGAUCAAUCGGUGUGCGAGGAAUGUCCCAGUCCAGGGGUUACCGUUAAGAACGGGGUUGCUGAAAUGCUGAACACGUUAAAGUUGUCACAUUAAAAUUGAGCGUGCCACAGUUCGAGGUUAGCGAGUUUAAGACACUCGUGCUCACACGCGUGCGCAUAUGAAUGACCAAAGGAGAGGAUGCAAUAGGUUUUAUCAAUCAUUAGGAAUCGAAGAUAUCAAAAGAAAAAAAAGGCAGCAUUGCACACUAGGUACGGGUUGGAGGAUUCAGUCAGUAUGUUCAAAUUUGCAUUAGUGAAUAGUAGUAUUAUCUAAACAUAUACAUAUUAAAUUUCGCAUACUAAAAACAGCUUACAUUCCAUUGGUUAAGCUCAACGAAUGUAAGGAGAAUCUUGAUUAGACGUAAACCCGUACGCCAGUUACUUGUUGCUCCCAAUGUUGGUCUGCUUCAAGGUACUGCACAAUAAGUGUAGCUUAUUUCUACCAUUACACUACUAAGCACGUUGCUAAUUUUUAGCUUGUACCAGAGCGUUGGAAGGCGAUAAUGCGCUAUUACAAAACCCAUCGUUACGUUUCUUUCCAUUGUUUCCGGUAAGCUAAAUGGCACCAAUCUACACCAAAAAAAUAAAACACCCCGCAUAGGUGCACACUUAUUGCUUUUCACGUUAUUCUUCCAAACGAAACCCCAAACAAAUCAAUCGCUAUGUACGUAGUUGUGUUUGAAGUUAGAUGCAGAGUAAACCUCGUAACUAAGUAGUAGGCCUAAUGACAUACGAUAAGAAAACCCAUCCCCGUGCGGUGCUGUGCGAUAUUCAGCAAAAUAUAUUUAGCAAAACAAAACCAAACAAAAAAAAAAGGAUUCGGACCGGCGGGAAGAACCGUUCCUUCGUGUUAUGAUACGAAACAAUCACACUCUUCGUAGUAGUAUCCCUUCCCCAGAUCAGAGCAGUAGCAAUUAAUCAUUCACUAGACAAAGCGGCGCAGAUAAAGAGCGCUAAUCUUAUAGUAAUCUCUUACCAAUGCAGCCUACAUUUGUAUCGGGGCGGGGGCAGUGGGGCCGUUUUAGCUGACUAAUGUUUAGGUCCUUAACAUUUAAGCUUCAAUUAGCGGUACAUUAUAGUGUAGUAAGCGGGAGAGAGGUGAGGUGAAUGGAUUAGGCGAUCUUCAUUCGCAAAAAAAACCCAAACAAAAAAAAACAAGAAACAAAGUCAAACAAACAAACAAACAAAAACAACUAACUAAAUAUUGCAUUCCACAGAGCAAAGGCUGCGCUAUGGUAUCUGGCCUUCCGUAAGGCUAUGUGCACAAUGCAACACAAGAGAAUAGUACGGGCUACGAUUUUUUCCAAAUCAAAUAGUGACACAAAAUGCGUGACAAAUGCAGCACAACUCCGACAACCGUGAUCGUGCGCGGGCCGUGUCGGCACAAUGUAAAGCACCUAUUACCAGAAUAGAAGGCAAAUUACCACUACCAGUUAUCUCCACACGUGUUGCAUUCAUUUAUAUACUACCAAAAAAAUGUACUACUACCUUCGUCUUUUACCAUUUGAUUUGCUCCAAUGUAAACGAUGUAAACGAUGUAGCGAUGUCAAGUAACGAGUAAUCCUGCAACGAAUUCAACGUACAUGUUUCAUAAAUAGAAUCGCUUUUAAUAACUACAAGUGAGUAAACCGAACAAGUAAACCCAAAUAAGCAAAACAGAUAAAUAAAGUUUUGAUCCCAUAUGAUCUAUUUACAUUAAGUUGAGACUGUGAAAUAGGUUGGUUCUUGUAACAAAAUUUGAAAACACAUUCGCCUCACCACGUGCCACCAGGGGGUUAAAAAUGGUACGGAUUUGGGUUUUUUCUUACUCGUAUUGCCUACACCCAAAAAAUUAAAAAAAAAAACAAAAAUACUGAGCAACUGAAUCAGUCACCAAGGAAGUAUGCGGAGCGGCAUCUGUUCGAUGGGUAGUUUAAAUAAUCAGUACUAGAGCAAGUAGUAAUUGGCCAAUUAUAAAACGUUAAAGUGUGCAAUCAGCAACAGCAGCAGCAUUAACAAGAUGUAUCAAGUUAGCUCUAAUCAUGCGUGAAAGGAGAACGUUCGCGGGGUAAUGGAGUAAUGCUAAAAAAACAAUAAAAACUCAACUCGCUCAUGAGAUUUAUCCUUAGCAGAAUGCAGCCGUCGUGCUGGGGCACUGGAAAGGUGACCCACAGGACAAAAGAUGAACGUCACUAUAGCAUAUAUUUAAAUUUAUUAAUUCAUUAAUUGAAUCCUUCUAAGAAUAUUACUAAUGGAAAGAAAUUGGAACGACAGCAGCAACACAAAUUGCCCUUGCAUACAACGACAGGGGGUGGUGGUCUGGAAAAAAAAUUACACAAAGAAAAAUAAAAAAAGGAAAAACAAAAACACAUGAGAAUAAGGAUAAUAAAAGCAACAAAAUGAGGAAAAUAUAUGAGAUAUAUAAUGCUUUGUUAAAUGUAAAUGUUGUGUAUAGGAAAUAAAAAGUACACAAUUUUAAA